AGAGAAAAAAGAGUUAAACAGGAAUAAGAAAGCAGAUGAGGCAAUGUGGGUAAUGAUUUUCCUUGCUUGUUGUAUGUGUGUGGAUGACAUCUGCAUAAAUGAUAUAGCAAAAGAGCAAGGCAAAUACACAAGAUAGAAUAGGCUGGAAAAUAUGAAUCAAAACUGUUACCUCUCAUCUUAUUAUUCUGUGUGGUUGAGUUUAUUUUUUCCAUAAUAGCAAUCUCUAAGGAAUGAAGAAGAAAUCCUUUUGAGUUUCACUUUUUCCAAGGUGUAUAUGCAUAUUAAAGUGAAAUAACAAGUCUGAUUUAUUCUUUGAAGUAUAGUUAAUAUGUAACGAAACUCUUUAGCCCAGCUGUAUACUCAGGGCAAACGCCUCUGUUUAUGUUCAUAGUGGGUAAGGAGGUGGGUGGAGGUGCCCUUUACCAGCUGACACUGUCAAAAACAGGAAGCAAAGUUAUAAUCUCUUUGUAGUAGAUCAGAAACAUUCAAAGGCUCUUAGCUGUGACAAUUAAAAAAACAACAAAAAAUGAGGUAAGGAAUUUUCACUCACUGCGAAGUGUGACUUCCUGUCUGGUAUUUAGAGGAGAUUCAGUUAGGUUUAGUCAGAUCCUCUCAUGGGAAAAAUAAAAGCCACCCCGAAACAGGACAUCCCAGUGUGCAGUUCGCAGGCUGCUUUUGUUAAAAUCCACUUCCUCUGCAUCUUUUUCCUCCUCACUUAAGCAAAUGUAGGUGAUGAGUGGCCCGGCGGCCACCGCAUUUCGUUGGAAAAAGUGCAGAUUUGAUUUGUCACGGCAAGUAGCUCGCCAGGCCAGCAAACAUUUACCAGAUGAACACAAUGACGUGCAGAAGAAAACUUUUACCAAAUGGAUAAAUGCUCGAUUUUCAAAGAGUGGAAAACCACCCAUCAGUGAUAUGUUCACAGACCUCAAAGAUGGAAGGAAGCUACUGGAUCUUCUAGAAGGCCUCACAGGAACCUCACUGCCGAAGGAACGUGGCUCCACAAGGGUACACGCUUUAAAUAAUGUUAACAGAGUGCUGCAGGUUUUACAUCAGAACAAUGUGGAUUUAGUGAAUAUAGGAGGAACGGACAUUGUAGACGGAAAUCACAAGCUGACUUUAGGAUUACUUUGGAGCAUCAUUUUGCACUGGCAGGUGAAAGAUGUCAUGAAGGAUAUCAUGUCAGACCUGCAGCAGACCAACAGCGAGAAGAUCCUGCUGAGCUGGGUGCGCCAGUCCACCAGGCCGUACAGCCAGGUCAACGUCCUCAACUUCACCACCAGCUGGACAGAUGGGCUUGCCUUCAAUGCAGUGCUCCACCGACAUAAACCCGAUCUCUUCAGCUGGGAUAGAGUUGUCAAAAUGUCCCCAAUUGAGAGACUUGAACAUGCCUUCAGCAAGGCUCAAACUUACUUAGGAAUUGAAAAGCUGUUAGAUCCUGAAGAUGUUGCUGUUCAGCUUCCUGACAAGAAGUCCAUAAUUAUGUAUUUAACAUCUUUGUUUGAGGUGCUACCUCAGCAAGUCACUAUAGAUGCCAUCCGUGAGGUAGAGACACUUCCAAGGAAAUAUAAGAAAGAAUGUGAAGAAGGAGAAAUUAACAUGCAGGUACAGAGCUCAGCGCCAGAGGAGGAGCAAGAGGGUCCCCGAGCUGAAACCCCCAGCACUGUCACCGAGGUUGACAUGGAUCUGGACAGCUAUCAGAUAGCACUGGAGGAAGUGCUGACCUGGUUGCUUUCUGCUGAGGACACUUUCCAGGAGCAGGAUGACAUUUCCGAUGAUGUUGAAGAAGUCAAAGACCAGUUUGCAACCCACGAAGCUUUUAUGAUGGAGCUGACAGCGCACCAGAGCAGUGUAGGCAAUGUCCUGCAGGCAGGAAACCAGCUGAUAACACAAGGAACUCUGUCAGAUGAAGAGGAGUUUGAGAUUCAGGAACAAAUGACCCUGCUGAAUGCCAGAUGGGAGGCACUCAGGGUGGCAAGUAUGGACAGACAGUCCCGGCUGCACGAUGUGCUCAUGGAACUGCAGAGGAAGCAACUACAGCAGCUCUCUGCCUGGUUAACACUCACAGAAGAACGCAUUCAGAAGAUGGAGACUUGCCCCCUAGAUGAUGACUUAAAAUCCCUACAAAAGCUGCUAGAAGAUCAUAAAAGUUUGCAAAAUGAUCUUGAGGCUGAACAGGUGAAGGUAAAUUCCCUAACUCACAUGGUGGUGAUUGUUGAUGAAAACAGUGGCGAGAGUGCUACAGCUAUUCUGGAAGAUCAGUUACAGAAACUUGGUGAACGUUGGACAGCUGUGUGCCGAUGGACUGAAGAACGUUGGAACAGGUUACAGGAAAUCAACAUUCUGUGGCAGGAAUUACUGGAAGAACAGUGCUUGUUGAAAGCAUGGUUAACUGAAAAAGGAGAGGCUUUAAAUAAAGUCCAGACGAGCAACUUCAAAGACCAAAAGGAACUAAGUGUCAGUGUUCGACGACUGGCUAUUUUGAAGGAAGACAUGGAAAUGAAGCGUCAAGUGUUGGAUCAGCUGAGUGAGAUUGGCCAGGAUGUGGGUCAGUUACUUGAUAAUCCUAAGGCAUCCAAGAAGAUCAACAGUGACUCAGAGGAACUGACUCAGAGAUGGGAUUCCUUGGUUCAGAGACUAGAAGAUUCCUCCAACCAGGUGACUCAGGCUGUUGCAAAGCUGGGAAUGUCCCAGAUUCCUCAGAAGGAUCUUUUGGAGACGGUUCGCCUAAGAGAACAAGUAACUACAAAAAGGUCUAAACAAGAGCUGCCUCCUCCUCCUCCCCCAAAGAAGAGACAGAUCCCUGUGGAUUUGGAAACUAAGAAAAGGUUUGAUGCUAUAAGUGCUGAGCUGUUGAACUGGAUCUUGAAAUCAAAGACUGCCAUUCAGGCCACAGAGAUAAAAGAGUAUAAGAAGAUGCAAGAAACAUCAGAAAUGAAAAAGAAGUUGAAGGGAUUAGAAAAGGAACAGAUGGAAAGACGUUCCAGACUAGAUGAAUUAAACCAAACCGGACAAAUCCUUUUGGAGCAAAUGGGAAAAGAAGGUCUUCCUACUGAAGAAAUAAAAAAUGUUCUGGAGAAGGUAGUAUCAGAAUGGAAGAAUAUAUCCCAGCAUUUGGAAGAUCUAGCAAGAAAGAUUCAGCUACAGGAGGAUAUAAAUGCUUAUUGUAAGCACCUUGAUGAGCUUGAAAAGACCAUAAAGACAAAAGAGGAGUGGGUAAAACACACGCCCUUUUCAGAAUCUCCCCAGCAGUCCUUGCCAAGCUUGAAGGAUUCCUGUCAGCAAGAAUUAACAGACCUCCGUAGCCACCAUCCCAAAAUUGAAAUGCUGCGUGCUAGCUGCUCAGCCCUGAAGUCUCAGCCUUCUGCCCCAGAUUUUGUCCAGCGGGAUUUUGAGAGCUUUGUGGGCCGUUACCAAGCUGUGCAACAGGAUUUAGAGGGGCGUCACCAACAGCUCGAGAAUGAAUUGAAGAGCCGACCUGGACGUGAAUAUUUGGAAACAUUGAAAACGCUGACAGAUCUGCUAAAUGAUUCCGAAAAUAAGGCCCAGACGUCUUUGAAUGUCUUGAAUGAUCUUGCAAAGGUGGAGAAGGCCCUGCAGGAAGAAAAGGCCCUUGAUGAAAUCCUAGAGAAUCAAAAACCUGUACUGCAUAAACUUGCAGAAGAAACAAAGGCUUUGGAGAAAAAUGUUUCUCCAGAUGUAGAAAAACUAUAUAAGCAAGAAUUUGAUGAUGUUCAAGGAAAGUGGAACAGACUAAAGGCCAAGGUUUCCAAAGAUCUGCAUUUGCUUGAAGAAAUUACCCCCAAACUCAGAACUUUUGAGGCUGAUUCGAAAGUCAUUGAGAAGUGGAUGGAUGGUGUGAAAGACUUCUUAAUGAAAGAGCAGGCUGUCCAAGGAGAUGCCGAAGGGCUACAAAGACAGCUUGACCAGUGCUCUGCAUUUGUUAAUGAAAUAGAAACAAUUGAAUCAUCUCUGAAAGACAUGAAAGAAAUAGAAGCUAACCUUCGAAGCUCUCCAGUUGCUGGAAUCAAAACCUGGAUGCAAACAAAACUAGCUGACUACCAAACACGACUGGAGAAAUGUAGCAAAGAGAUUACUAUUCAGAAAAAUAGGUUGUCUGAAAGUCAGGAAAAAGUGGUGAACCUGAAAAAAGACUUGGCAGAGAUGCAGGAAUGGAUGACCCAAGCAGAAGAAGAUUACCUGGAGAGAGAUUUUGAAUACAAGUCACCAGAAGAACUUGAGAGUGCUGUGGAGGAAAUGAAGAGGGCGAAAGAGGAUGUGCUGCAGAAGGAGGUGAGAGUGAAGAUUCUCAAGGACAACAUCAAGUUAUUAGCUGCAAAAGUGCCCUCUGGUGGCCAGGAAUUGACGUCUGAGCUGAAUGUUGUGCUGGAGAAUUACCAACUUCUCUGUAAUAGAAUUCGCGGAAAGUGCCACACGCUGGAGGAGGUAUGGUCUUGUUGGAUUGAACUGCUUCACUAUUUGGAUCUGGAGACCACCUGGCUAAACACUUUGGAAGAGCGGAUGAAGAGCACAGAGGCCCUGCCUGAGAAGACAGAUGCUGUCAGCGAAGCCCUGGAGUCUCUAGAAUCUGUUUUGCGACAUCCAGCGGACAAUCGCACCCAGAUUCGGGAACUUGGCCAGACUCUGAUCGAUGGAGGGAUCCUCGAUGAUAUCAUCAGUGAGAAACUGGAGGUGUUCAACAGUCGAUAUGAAGAGCUGAGUCACCUGGCAGAGAGCAAGCAGAUUUCUUUGGAAAAGCAACUCCAGGUCCUGCGUGAAACUGACCACAUGCUUCAGGUCUUGCAGGAGAGCUUAGGGGAGUUGGACAAGCAGCUCACAACGUACUUGACCGACAGGAUAGAUGCCUUCCAAGUUCCUCAGGAAGCCCAGAAAAUCCAAGCGGAGAUCUCAGCCCACGAGCUAACCCUAGAGGAGCUGAGAAGAAACACACGUUCUCAGCCUCCCACCUCCCCAGAAGGCCGGAGAGGAGGAAGUCAGAUGGAUGUGCUGCAGAGGAAACUUCGAGAGGUGUCCACAAAGUUCCAGCUUUUCCAGAAGCCUGCUAACUUUGAACAGCGCAUGCUUGACUGCAAGCGUGUGUUGGAGGGUGUGAAAGCAGAACUUCAUGUUCUGGAUGUGAAGGAUGUGGACCCUGAUGUCAUACAGACCCACUUGGACAAGUGUAUGAAACUCUAUAAAAUUUUGAGUGAAGUCAAGCUUGAAGUGGAGACUGUAAUCAAAACAGGAAGGCACAUUGUCCAGAAGCAGCAAACUGACAACCCCAAGGGGAUGGAUGAACAGCUGACAUCUCUGAAGGUUCUCUACAAUGACCUGGGCGCCCAGGUCACAGAGGGAAAACAGGAUCUAGAAAGAGCAUCACAGUUGGCUCGGAAAAUGAAGAAAGAGGCUGCUUCUCUCUCUGAAUGGCUUUCUGUUACUGAAACUGAAUUGGUACAGAAAUCCACUUCAGAAAGUUUGCUUGGUGACUUGGAUACAGAAAUUUCCUGGGCUAAAAAUAUUCUGAAAGAUCUGGAAAAGAGAAAAGCUGAUUUAAAUACCAUCACAGAGAGUAGUGCUGCCCUGCAGAACUUGAUCGAGGGCAGUGAGCCUGUUUUAGAAGAGAAGCUCUGUGUCCUUAAUGCCGGGUGGAGCCGGGUUCGCACCUGGACCGAGGAUUGGUGCAACACCUUGAUGAACCACCAAAACCAGUUGGAAAUAUUUGAUGGAAAUGUUGCUCACAUAAGCACCUGGCUUUAUCAAGCUGAAGCGCUAUUGGAUGAGAUAGAAAAAAAGCCAGCAAGUAAACGGGAAGAAAUUGUGAAGCGUUUACUCUCUGAGCUGGAUGAUGCUAACCUCCAAGUAGAAAAUGUCCGUGAUCAAGCUGUUGUUUUGAUGAAUGCACGUGGAGGCUCAAGCAAGGAGCUUGUAGAACCAAAAUUAGCUGAAUUGAAUAGAAACUUUGAAAAGGUUUCUCAACACAUCAAAAGUGCCAAAUUGCUGAUUGGCCAGGAACCAUUAUCAUACCAAUAUCUGGUCACCACUGAAGCAUUUGAAGCUGGUGUGCCUUUCUCUGACUUUGAAAAAUUAGAAAAUGAUAUAGAAAAUAUGUUAAAAGUUACAGAAAAGCGCUUGGAAUCCAGUGAUGAAGAUGAAAAGAUGGAUGAGGAGAGAGCCCAGAUUGAGGAAGUUCUACAAAGAGGAGAACAAAUGUUACAUCAACCUAUGGAGGAUAAUAAAAAAGAAAAGAUCCGUUUGCAGUUACUACUUUUGCACACAAGAUACAACAAAACUAAGGCAAUCCCUAUUCAACAGAGAACAGGUCAUCUCCCUUCUGGAAUUAGCUCACCACCUCUCCCCACAGAUUAUCUGGUUGAAAUUAACAAAGUUUUACUUUCCAUGGAUGAUGUUGAAUUGUCACUUAAUACUCCAGAACUGAGCUCUGUUGUCUAUGAAGACUUCUCUUUUCAGGAAGAUUCUCUGAAGACUAUCAAAGACCAACUGGACAAGCUCGGAGAGCAGAUUGCAAUCAUUCAUGAAAAACAGCCAGAUGUUAUCCUUGAAGCUUCUGGACCUGAAGCCAUUCAGAUCCGAGAUACACUUACUCAGUUGAAUGCAAAAUGGGACAGAAUUAAUAGAAUGUACAAUGAUCAUAAAGGUUAUUUCGAUAGGGCUGUGGAAGAAUGGAGACAGUUCCAUUGUGACCUUAAUGACCUCACACAGUGGAUAACGGAAGCUGAAGAGUUGCUGGCUGAUACUUUUGCUCCAGAUGGUGGCCUGGACUUAGAGAAAGCCAGGAUACAUCAGCAGGAGCUCGAGGAGGGCAUUGGCAGCCACCAACCCAGUUUUGCAGCACUAAACAGAACUGGGGAUGGGAUUGUACAGAAACUCUCCCCGACAGAUGGAAGCUUCUUGAAGGACAAGCUGGCAAGUUUAAACCAACGCUGGGGUGCGAUCGCUGCAGAAGUGAAGGAUCGGCGGCCAAGGUUAAAAGGAGAAAGUAAGCAGGUGAUGGAUUAUAGAAAAAGACUAGAUGAGAUUAUCUGUUGGUUAACAAAGGCCGAGAAUGCUGUGCAAAAAAGAUCAACCACUGAGCUGGAAGAAAACCUGCAAGAAUUAACAGACUUAAUCCAGGAGAUGGAUGAUCAAGCUGAAAAACUCAAAUGGCUGAAUAGAACUGAAUUAGAAAUGCUUUCAGAUAAAAGUCUGAGUUUACAUGAAAGAGAAAAAAUUUCAGAAAGCUUAAGAACUGUAAAUUCGACAUGGAAUAAGAUAUGCAGAGAAGUGCCUAGUGCGCUGAAGGAACGCAUCCAGGAACCCUGUUCUGUUGCUCAGACAAGAAUUGCUGCUCAUCCCAGUGUCCAAAAGGUGGUGCUAGCAUCAUCUGCAUCAGAUAUUCCUGUUCAGUCUCCUCGUACUUCAGAAAUUUCAGUUCCUGCUGAUCUGGAUAAAACGAUAACAGAACUGGCCGACUGGCUGGUGUUGAUCGACCAGAUGCUGAAGUCUAACAUUGUCACUGUCGGGGAUGUAGAAGAGAUCAAUAAGACAAUCUCCCGAAUGAAAAUCACAAAGGCUGACUUAGAACAGCGCCAUCCUCAGCUUGAUUAUGUUUUUACAUUGGCACAGAAUUUGAAAAAUAAAGCUUCCAGUUCAGAUGUGAGAACAGCAAUCACAGAAAAAUUGGAAAAGGUCAAGAACCAGUGGGACAGCACCCAGCAUGGUGUGGAGUUAAGACAGCAGCAGCUGGAGGACAUGAUUAUUGACAGUCUUCAGUGGGAUGACCACAGGGAAGAGACGGAGGAGCUCAUGAGAAAAUAUGAGGCUCGCCUCUAUAUUCUUCAGCAAGCUCGAAGGGAUCCACUUAUCAAACAAAUUUCUGAUAAUCAAAUGUUGCUUCAAGAACUGGCUCCUGGUGCUGGUAUCGUAAUGGCAUUCGAUAAUGUCCUGCAGAAACUGCUGGAGGAAUAUGGCAGUGAUGACACUAGGAAUGUGAAAGAAACCACGGAGUACUUAAAAACAUCAUGGAUCAAUCUAAAACAAAGCAUUGCUGACAGACAGAGUGCCUUGGAGGGUGAGCUGAGGACAGUGCAGGCCUCUCGCAGGGAUCUGGAGAACUUCCUAAAGUGGAUACAAGAAGCAGAAACCACAGUUAAUGUGCUUGCGGAUGCCUCUCAGCGGGAGAAUGCUCUUCAGGAUGCUGUCCUGGCCAGGGAGCUCACACAGCAGAUGCAGGACAUCCAGGCAGAAAUUGAUGCCCACAGUGACAUAUUUAAAAGCCUCGAUGGAAACAGGCAGAAGAUGGUAAAAGCUUUGGGAAAUUCUGAAGAGGCUACUAUGCUUCAGCAUCGACUGGAUGAUAUGAACCAGAGAUGGAACGACUUAAAAGCAAAAUCUGCCAGUAUCAGGGCUCAUUUGGAGGCCAGUGCUGAGAAGUGGAACAGGUUGCUGACGUCUUUAGAAGAACUGAUCAAAUGGCUGAAUAUGAAAGAUGAAGAGCUUAGAAAACAAAUGCCUAUUGGAGGGGAUGUCCCAGCCUUACAACUCCAGUAUGAUCAUUGUAAAGCACUGAGACGUGAGUUAAAGGAGAAAGAGUAUUCUGUCCUGAAUGCUAUAGACCAAGCUCGAGUUUUCCUGGCUGAUCAACCAAUUGAGGCCCCUGAAGAACCAAGAAGAAACCUACAAUCAAAAACAGAAUUGACUCCUGAGGAGAGAGCCCAAAAGAUUGCCAAAGCCAUGCGUAAGCAGUCUUCUGAAGUCAAAGAGAAGUGGGAAAGUCUAAAUGCUGUUACUAGCAAUUGGCAAAAGCAAGUGGACAAGGCGUUGGAGAAGCUCAGAGACCUGCAGGGAGCGAUGGAUGACCUGGAUGCUGACCUGAAGGAGGCGGAGGCCGUGCGGAAUGGCUGGAAGCCUGUGGGAGACUUGCUCAUCGACUCGCUGCAAGACCACAUUGAGAAAACCAUGGCAUUUAGAGAAGAAAUUGCACCAAUCAACUUAAAAGUUAAAACAGUGAAUGAUUUAUCCAGUCAGUUGUCUCCACUUGACCUGCACCCAUCUCUAAAGAUGUCUCGCCAGUUGGAUGACCUUAAUAUGCGAUGGAAACUUUUUCAGGUUUCUGUGGACGAUCACCUGAAACAGCUUCAGGAAGCCCAUAGAGAUUUUGGACCAUCCUCCCAGCAUUUUCUCUCUACUUCAGUCCAGCUGCCAUGGCAAAGAUCCAUUUCACAUAAUAAAGUGCCCUAUUACAUCAAUCAUCAAACACAGACAACCUCUUGGGAUCAUCCUAAAAUGACUGAACUCUUUCAAUCUCUUGCUGACCUGAAUAAUGUACGUUUCUCUGCCUACCGUACAGCCAUCAAAAUCCGAAGACUACAAAAAGCACUAUGUUUGGAUCUCUUAGAGUUGAAUACAACAAAUGAAGUUUUCACACAGCACAAGCUCAACCAAAACGAUCAGCUUCUUAGUGUUCCAGAUGUCAUCAACUGUCUGACAACAAUUUAUGAUGGCCUUGAACAAAUGCAUAAAAAUCUGGUCAACGUUCCUCUCUGUGUGGAUAUGUGUCUCAACUGGCUACUCAAUGUAUAUGAUACGGGUCGGACUGGAAAAAUAAGAGUGCAGAGUCUGAAGAUUGGAUUGAUCUCUCUCUCCAAAGGUCUCUUAGAAGAAAAAUACAGAUAUCUCUUUAAGGAAGUGGCUGGGCCCACGGAAAUGUGUGACCAGAGACAGCUUGGCCUGUUACUUCAUGAUGCCAUCCAGAUCCCUCGGCAACUGGGGGAAGUAGCAGCUUUUGGGGGCAGUAAUAUUGAACCCAGCGUUCGCAGCUGCUUCCAACAGAAUAACAACAAGCCAGAGAUAAGUGUGAAAGAGUUUGUAGACUGGAUGCGUCUGGAACCACAGUCCAUGGUUUGGCUGCCGGUUCUACAUCGAGUGGCAGCAGCUGAGACUGCAAAACAUCAGGCCAAAUGCAACAUCUGUAAAGAAUGUCCAAUUGUUGGAUUCAGGUAUAGAAGCCUAAAGCAUUUUAACUAUGAUGUCUGCCAGAGUUGCUUUUUUUCCGGUCGAACAGCAAAAGGUCACAAAUUACAUUACCCAAUGGUGGAAUAUUGUAUACCUACAACAUCUGGGGAAGAUGUACGGGACUUCACAAAGGUGCUGAAGAAUAAGUUCAGAUCGAAGAAAUACUUUGCCAAACAUCCUCGGCUUGGCUACCUGCCUGUCCAGACAGUUCUUGAAGGUGACAACUUAGAGACUCCUAUCACACUCAUCAGUAUGUGGCCAGAGCACUACGACCCUUCACAGUCUCCUCAGCUGUUUCAUGAUGAUACCCAUUCAAGAAUAGAACAGUAUGCUACACGACUGGCCCAGAUGGAAAGGACUAAUGGGUCUUUCCUCACUGAUAGCAGCUCUACCACAGGAAGUGUAGAGGACGAGCAUGCCCUCAUCCAGCAGUACUGCCAGACGCUCGGAGGGGAGUCCCCCGUGAGCCAGCCCCAAAGUCCCGCUCAGAUCCUGAAGUCGGUAGAGAGGGAAGAACGCGGAGAGCUGGAGCGGAUCAUUGCUGACCUCGAGGAAGAACAAAGAAAUCUGCAAGUGGAAUACAAGCAGCUGAAAGAGCAGCACUUGAGAAGGGGCCUCCCCGUUGGCUCCCCUCCAGACUCUGUUGUGUCUCCUCAUCACACGUCGGAGGAUUCAGAACUUAUAGCAGAAGCAAAACUCCUCCGGCAGCAUAAAGGGCGGCUGGAGGCUAGAAUGCAGAUUCUGGAAGAUCACAACAAGCAGCUGGAGUCUCAGCUCCACCGACUUCGGCAGCUGCUGGAGCAGCCUGAAUCUGAUUCCCAAAUCAAUGGCGUCUCCCCCUGGGCUUCACCUCAGCAAUCCGCACUGAACUACUCGCUGGAUCCGGACCCCGGCCCACAGUUCCAUCAAGCAGCGGCAGAGGACCUGCUGGCCCCCCCUCAUGACACCAGCACAGACCUCACAGAGGUUAUGGAGCAGAUCAACAGUACAUUUCCAUCUUGCUGCCCAAAUCUCCCCAGCAGGCCACAGGCAAUGUGAAGUAUUCAUCUAGCCAACCAACAUUUCUUAACUUACAGUAUUGCCCUUUUCAGCAAAUGCCAAUUUCAAGUUCCAUUUAAUCAGAAGCUCCAUGGCUCUUUGAAUCAUGCUGUUGAGCGCUGACUGUGUGUUCUACUGAAGGAGUAAAACACUGACUAUCCAAAGAGAAAAGGAUAUUUUGUUUUUAUAAUAAUCAUAUAUUAUUGUUUUCUUCUUCCCUUUCUAUGCAACUGUAAAUUAAUGAACAGAGUGGUAUUUGGAAGUGGUAAUACACUUGUCACUGAUUUGUAUACUGUAUAGAGUAUUGGAAAAGUGGGUGGGAGCUUUCUAAUAUGAUACCUUCUCUUUAAUAACCAUAAAAAUUGCGUAAGAAUUAGAAGACAAUUUUACAUUUUUACAUUCCUUCAUAUUAACCUUGUACAAUAACUUCAUUUGUUGCUUUGACUCUUUUACCAUUAUGUUUUGGUUAUUUAUAAUUCAUCAGCCACAUGACCAAAUAGAUUUUCUUUAUUUGUUUCCAUGAUAUGGCCAAAUUAAUAAGUUCAUAUAUUUCAAUCAAAUAUUAUAUGUUUAUGGAUUAGACUACAGCUCUGUGUAUGCUGUUUAACUUUAUUUGACAUCGUACACUUAUUUCUUUAGCGAUCACUUGGAUAACCACAAUAAAAAUCCUGUGGGCCUAACUGGCAUUUCUAUUUGGAUUUUUUUUCCUGCAUUUUAUUUCCCUGCUCUGUAUCAGUAGGUCUUGAUUUCUUUAUUUAUUUCAUGUUCCAAUCUAUAUGACAGGAUUAUAAUAAUCUCAAAGAUCAUUUUACCAAAGGUUGCCCAUUUAAGCAUAUUUUCAUUUUGACACAGAAACAAAACUUGGUCCAACUUUUCCUGGUUCCCAGGUCUUGAUUUGCAUCAUUCAAUACACAGCAGACAUUUACCUAAUUGUGAUACCAAAACACAUGGCUGUCUUUGGUUCCCUUUGAAGAAAGUUUUACAGUUGUUUAUGUAUACUCAAGCCCUCUGUGACUCUUGAAGCCCCCAGUUAUUUUCCUUCUGAAAGCAGACACAAAUUUAAUGAAUGUCCCAUUUUACCUUUUGAGUGAAUGAAUAGCCAUUUUAUUACCCUUCAUUUGAUCAAUACAUUUGGGAACAAUGUUCAUCAAAAGCCUAUAUCACUGCUUCUAUAGAAGAAUGAAAUUAAUGCUUAGAUGCUGGCACCCUGGCUUAUACCUUUGAGUGCAUUCAGUUGGGUAUUUGGUUCGGCUUCUGAUUUAACAUGUAUUUGAUUCAGUUUAAACAUGUUAUGUGAUUUACCAAAUGUAGAGAAACCAAAAAAAGUGAAAGUAAUGUGUUUUGAUUCAAGCAUAUAUGCUUUUAAAACAUCAGGACAUUUUAACUUUGAGUUCUCUUUAACUGGGAUCUGGCCAGAAGGAGGCUUAAAGUUAGAAAUUCCUACUCUUUUAGAAUAGGUUGGGUGGGUUGGGGGGCAAGGGUGUCUAUUUGCAGCAGAGAUAUUUUGAGAAGAAAAUUGUUUUAUAUAAGAGGAAAGCCAUGACCACCUUUCUACCUCAGAUCCGUCUUCAUCCAUCGUGUUGGAAAUAGCUUUAUGCUACUGCAGUCUGAAAAAUCUAAAGCUUUUAUCAGACCACAUCAUACCCAGUAAAAGUACCUAUUUAAAGAAAAAAAAAUUCCCUGAACUCUGAACUACAAGUUGUAAAUUUGGUGUCUUCCUUGUCCUUACUUUGAAAAGUUACAUAUUAAUUUUUUUCUGCCUGUAAUUGUGUGCAACAUGUUCUCUAUCUGCUAUUAAGGAAAAGCUACAUAAAACACUACAUUGUAACCUUCUAAGGAAUAAUAAAUAUAAAGAAAUAUAUUGCAGUAACAACAAGGGGAAAUAAGUAUGUAGUUCUUUUGAAAUAUGUGGUAAAGAACUAAUCAUAGACUAUCAUCUAAUCUGGUUACAUCUGUAUUUUUCAUCCUGAAUAAAAG
This is a messenger RNA of Physeter macrocephalus (sperm whale), 13023 nucleotides long. It is a transcript of the gene UTRN, whose product is annotated as utrophin. Gene Ontology annotation, molecular function: zinc ion binding; actin filament binding. The transcript has 74 exons. Gene Ontology annotation, biological process: synaptic signaling; actin cytoskeleton organization; muscle cell development. Gene Ontology annotation, cellular component: Z disc; cell projection; cortical actin cytoskeleton. Bases 733 to 11046 code for a protein of 3437 amino acids. The record is from RefSeq and is a predicted model, not a curated record. NCBI's taxonomy places the organism in Eukaryota, Metazoa, Chordata, Mammalia, Artiodactyla, Physeteridae.